Molecule: messenger RNA, 916 nt
Organism: Galendromus occidentalis (western predatory mite)
Lineage: Eukaryota; Metazoa; Arthropoda; Arachnida; Mesostigmata; Phytoseiidae
Product: tyrosine-protein phosphatase non-receptor type 3
Exons: 5
Coding region: 227-916 (229 amino acids)
Cellular component (GO): plasma membrane
Molecular function (GO): protein binding
Source: RefSeq, a predicted model, not a curated record
GUGUGUCUAUGUAUUCGUGAACCCGUCGUGUCAAGUGCAUUCCGCCGGACCGUACCCUCGGACUCGAUCCAGAAAAAACGCUCAGCCGAACUCUGUUGAUCCAGAAAAGGAUAGAUAUCAUGUCGGACCUCUAUCAGUGAGCUGCGCUGGCUAGGGGCUGAAGUAAGACUCGGAUGUUACGUACCUUUCUUCUCACUGGUGGUGGAACUCACAAACAACAGAGCCAAUGCUCGUGGAAGGAAUGUCUUCUAUACCUCCGUCGUUGUCGACUGUGACCAUCAAUGGCAAUUACCUCCAAUCCAACAACGCCGCCUCCGCUCUUGCUAAGCCCAACCUUGUCACAGUCGUCAAGGUUGGCAGUCCUCCAGCGUGGGGAGAGGAUGCGCGCUCGCUGACGUCGUUCCAAACUUUUCCGCGCUCCCACUCGCGCACGACCUCUUGCUCCGAGCCCAUUGCGGAUUUGAAUCUGAACCCUCUGUCUGGAGAUACCACGACCCGGGACGCGUUUUCGAUCCUGACCGUGGUAAUUCCCCUGGCUACCGGAGAUCGACGCUUCGGCUUCAGUGUGAUCGGAGGAGUGGACGAAAGAUUCGCUCCGAAAAUCGAGGCAAUCAACGCAGGAUCUCCGGCCGACCGGGCCGACAUAGAGGUCGGCGAUGAAAUUCUGGAAGUCAAUGGAAGAUCCAUAGAGAAAUGUACACACACAGAAGUCAUUUCGCACAUCCAUCAGUGUAUCCGCUCGCGAUGCAUCUGUUUGAAGUUGCGCAGAAGUAAAUCGAAGGAACAUCGACCCAGCAGUCAGCUCGGGACAACUUCGAAUGGCAACUAUCUUCCAGCACCUCUGUUAUUGCCUGCUAGCCCCACCCUCAAGGAAAACGGGACAAGGCUGCUUCCCUUCGAAGACGGAAUCGCUUAA